UUGUUGAGCGUUCUCACAUGUCCGGAGAGUUCUUCAGCCUCUACCUUCACCAGAACUACUUGGACUUCUUCUGUGAGCUGGAGGAUGUGGAAAGAGCCAGCGAGUAUCUGUCUGAUGCUGACCUUCUCACUGCUGAUUGGACGAAUCGCAGCGUUUUGGGGGAUUAUGGGUCGUCAGUGGCCACGAGAGGCCUCCUUCACUCCAACUCUCAGCUGGCGUCGGUUGGCUUCAGAGCCCUGCACAAACCCAGCUGGCUGCUCGUCAACAGGAAGGUGAGGUCAGAGGUCACAGCAUGAGUGGAGCUCAGCUGUUAAACAUUUAGUGUUACUUUAUUAUCUGUGACAUUUCAGAUGAGUAGCGUGAAAAUACACUGGACUGU
Messenger RNA from Neolamprologus brichardi, 379 nucleotides. Lineage: Eukaryota; Metazoa; Chordata; Actinopteri; Cichliformes; Cichlidae. The record is from RefSeq and is a predicted model, not a curated record.